Phragmites australis (common reed) is the source of this 1736-nucleotide messenger RNA. RefSeq names its product protein GRAVITROPIC IN THE LIGHT 1-like. Gene Ontology annotation, biological process: response to red or far red light; negative gravitropism. The coding region runs from base 132 to 1517 and encodes 461 amino acids. The transcript has 2 exons. NCBI's taxonomy places the organism in Eukaryota, Viridiplantae, Streptophyta, Magnoliopsida, Poales, Poaceae. The record is from RefSeq and is a predicted model, not a curated record.
UCCCACCACCCACAAUGCAUCACAAAUUCUUGUCUGUCUCUGUGACCUUUUGCUUUUGAUGUUCCCAAUGCCAUCUCGAUGUUCCUGUCCUUACACUUCCACCACUGCUCCUGCUUUAGCUUCGCUUUGCAAUGCCACUACAACUUCAAAAUGUCUUGAGUGGGAAGGGCAACUGUCUGCAACACUCCGCAGCAAAUCCAGCAUUCUACGCUCAUCUCAUCUCGCCCAGGCAGUCACUAGGCCAAAUGGAGUCACCAAGAGCAACAAGAACUGCAAGGACUCCUACUUGCACCGUUCCUGGGCUCCUAGUAGGCCUCACCAAGCUCUGCAAGCUCACCAAGGUUUGCGCUGCGCCGGCGCUGGACAACAACGAGGCAACAACAAAGCCAGGACUCCGAUAUUGCGGUGGGUACGAUCAGAGGCUAGUUCUCAUAAGACUGUUCGAGGGAACAGCAGCUCUCAAAUCAGCCUACAUCAAGCUGCAGAGAGCUCACAUCCCUUACAGCCCUGCCAAGAUAGCUUUCGCCGACGACAUCAUCACGUCCGAGCUUGAGUCAGUAACAGCUCUGCAGUGCCUGUGCAGCAGUGCGAGCGGCAGCGUCGGGCCGUUGGUCAAUGAGCGGUGGUCGCUGCUUCAGGAACUGGAGGCCGAGAUGAGGAAAAGAGAUUCAGACAUUGUCCUGCUGAAGAGGGAACUGGAGGGGCUGCAAAGAGGGAACGCGAGACUGAACAAGCAGAUCAAGAGCAAGCAGCCGGCUAAGCACUAUGACAAGGUCUUUUCUGUACCGAAAGAGUUAAUCCCGACGACGCCUAGUGCAUUGCUGAAGCUGUUCAAGGUGGCGUCGACAUCGGUGCAGGACUUUGCAGGGUUGAUUGCUAGCCAGCUGCUCUCGUCGGAUCACUGUAUCAGCAAUGCAGAUGUUGCAGAGCAGUUAUGGAAGAGGUACUCACUUGAGGCACACUUGUCGCGAACAAUGUUCGGAGGUGGUUCCGGUACAGGUACUGCAGGAGGAGAAGAAGGGUUUGACAUCGAUGCCGCUCGUUUCGAUCGAAUCAUGGGGUUCUGCGAUCCUCUGGACGCCCUGAUGCAACACCCAAGCUCCAGUUUCUCAAGGUUUUGCCGGACAAAGUACUUGGCUGCCGUGCCGCCGGAGAUGGAGACGGCGGUGUUCCGGAACCUGGACCACAGGACGUUCGUGUCGCGCGGCGGGCACCCGAGGACGUGGUUCUACCGCGCGUUCGCGACGACGGCGAGGUCGGCUUGGGCGCUGCAUGUGGUAAUGGCGCGCUGCUCCGGUGCUCAGAGUGUCAGGAUGUUCUACGCGAGGAGAGGGAGCGAGUACGUGGAGGAGUACAUGGAGAGCGUGGCCGAACCUGUCUUUGGCCGCAGAGGAAGUCACGGAGAGGAGAAGCUCAGCGUCGCGCUGACGGUGACGCCGGGAGUCAAGAUCGGCGACACGGUGGUGGCGUGCCGGGUGUUUUUGUGUGAUCCACAGGACGCCAACAAUAUUCAGUGACUGGUCUAGAAGCGCAAUUCAGCUAACUGUAUGCAUUACGUUCAAGUGUGCAAGAGUUUAUGCGUUAUGUUCAAAUAGGUGUUUAUUGCGUACCCUUUUGCAACUCAUUUCCAUGUGUACAAGAGUUCUUCAACGGUCUGACACGGCACUAGAUCAAAUGAGAUCAGACCAGUAGGUAUGAUUAGCCCGACCAUCAUUUGAAAAUGUACUUUUAUGAAG